UUGCUGCAGGAGGAGGCGGCGUGGAGAUGGCGUCCGCUACCGACUCCCGCUAUGGGCAGAAGGAAUCCUCGGACCAGAACUUCGAUUACAUGUUCAAAAUCCUCAUCAUCGGCAACAGCAGCGUGGGGAAAACCUCCUUCCUCUUCCGGUACGCUGACGACUCCUUCACACCGGCCUUCGUCAGCACCGUCGGCAUCGACUUCAAGGUCAAGACCAUCUACCGGAACGACAAGCGCAUCAAGCUGCAGAUCUGGGACACAGCCGGCCAGGAGCGGUACCGCACCAUCACCACCGCCUACUACCGCGGUGCCAUGGGCUUCAUCCUGAUGUACGACAUCACCAACGAGGAGUCCUUCAACGCCGUGCAGGACUGGUCCACCCAGAUCAAAACCUACUCGUGGGACAACGCCCAGGUCCUGCUAGUGGGGAAUAAAUGUGACAUGGAGGAUGAGCGCGUCGUCUCCUCGGAGAAGGGCCGCCAGCUCGCCGAGCACUUGGGCUUUGAGUUCUUCGAGGCCAGCGCCAAGGACAACAUCAACGUGAAGCAGACCUUCGAGCGCCUGGUGGACAUCAUCUGCGAGAAGAUGUCGGAGUCGCUGGACACGGCCGACCCGGCGGUCACCGGCGCCAAGCAGGGCCCCCAGCUCACGGACCAGCAGGCCCCCCCGCACCAGGACUGUGCCUGCUAGGACCAAGCCCCCCCCCCCCCCCCCCCCAACACCCCUCAAUACUGGUCAGUGCACCCCUCUCCUCCCCCUGAGCCCCUCUUCUUGGGGGGGGUCCCACGGGGGCUUUUGCUGCUGAUACCUCCGAAAGGGCUGCAGCCCCUCUAGGAGCCCCCCCUUCAGUUAGGCUCUGCCCCCUCCAAUCCCCUUAAUUUAUUUUUAAGCCUGGGCUGGUAGACACCCCCCCCCCUUGUUCUGCUUUUAAUCACUCCAAACCCCCCUUUUCCCUGAGGAAUACUAUUUUCUCUGCUCACCCCCCAUCCCAUCCCUCCCUUGGGAGCAGGGAUGCACCCCCUGCCCUUGUGGGGAGCUGCAGUGGGACCCCCCCCCCCAAACCUCAGAUCCCCGCUGGGCCUCCCCAUGUCCCCAUCCCCAGCCUGGCCUGCCCAAAGAGCUCCUUGGGGGGGGGGUCUCUUUGUGCCCGGCUCUUCCCCCCCCCAAGAUGGAUGGAUACUUCCUAUCUCUUGUUUAUUUGUAUAAAUAGAUGCUAAUUUAUGCUCCCGCCGUCUUCCUCCUUGUACAUAAAGAAGAACCCCUUGUAAAUAGGUGUAGAAGUGACGCUGUGCGUGACCUGCUGUGCUGUGGCCGUGUUGGUGCAUCCAGGUUUUCUUUCUCUCUGUGGUAACCUUGCUUGUGAAUAUCUUUGCAAGAGAAAUCUUCUUUAAAGGUACCCCCAAAACCCACCCAGAUGCAUCCCCGAGAGCUCGGCCGAGCAGCCUGCAGCAAGUUAGCCCUGCUUUGGGGAUGGGGACCUUGGUACAACCCCGGCUUUGCCUCCAUGGGGACCAUUGUGUUGCUGAUUUGCUACGGGGCGUUCGGCUCCUCCUGUGUUCCUGUAGUACCGUGCUUCUGUGGAGACUGUGCCCACGUGGAUGUUCCUGUAGCAAACCUGGACCUGGAGGUCUUGCUUCCCUCUUAUUUAUUUUUCUUGGAGUUCUGUGUUUUUAAUUUCCAGGUUCCCCCCCCCCCCCCCCUUUUUCCCUGACUGCAAAUCCCACCUCCCUUCCCCUUCCCCUUUCCUAUUUUUUUGGUGAAGUUUACUUAUGGAAGAGUUAACUCUGUACUGUACAAAUGUCAAAAGUGUCAAAAAAAACAAACAAAAAAAAAAAAAGAAAAAAAGACAAAUUUCCUAAAAAUCACUGUAUUCCAGAAAUGGUGUGAAGAAAUAAAUCACUGCUGAUCA
Messenger RNA from Pezoporus flaviventris, 1908 nucleotides. It is a transcript of the gene RAB3A, whose product is annotated as RAB3A, member RAS oncogene family. The record is from RefSeq and is a predicted model, not a curated record. Bases 27 to 689 code for a protein of 220 amino acids. Gene Ontology annotation, biological process: regulation of synaptic vesicle fusion to presynaptic active zone membrane; maintenance of presynaptic active zone structure; axonogenesis. Gene Ontology annotation, molecular function: GTPase activity; GTP binding. NCBI's taxonomy places the organism in Eukaryota, Metazoa, Chordata, Aves, Psittaciformes, Psittacidae. The transcript has 5 exons. Gene Ontology annotation, cellular component: synaptic vesicle membrane; synaptic vesicle; endosome.